GUAUAGAGUGAGGAUGAAGGGCAUAUGGAUCAUCUUAGUGGUGAUGAGUACGUGGAGGAGGAAGAAGAAAUUGGUUUUGGUUUGGAGGACAGUGAUGAAGAGUAUAGGACUGAGGUCAAUUGUAGGGGGUUGCCAGAUGAUGAAUGGCAUUCUGAUGUCUUAGUAAGUCCACAAAACAGUGGUAGUGAGAACGAGAGUGAAGAUAGACCACAACCAGGUCCAUUUCAGACAUAUGAGAAACAAAAAAGUAUGACAGAUUAUAAGUGGAAAGUUGGGACAGUAUUUGCUGAUAAGGCUCACUUUAUUGAGGCCAUUAGAACUUAUGUUGUGCAUAUUGGGAGGGCUUUGAAGUUUGUUAAAAACGAUAAGCGUAGGGUGAGAGUUAGAUGCAUGGGUGGACAAGGUAAGUGUCCAUGGACAACUUACUGUGGUUAUUUACCAAGCCGACAAUUUUGGCAAUUAAGGAAAAUAAAGGACACCCAUAUUUGCAGCAGGCAACUUAACAUUAAGAUUUUGAAUACAAAGUGGUUGAGUGAGGAAAUAGAUAGGUGCUUACAAGACAAUCCAAACUUGAAGGUGCAAGACAUACGUAAAAAAGCUUUACGUAAAUGGAAUACUAAGAUUUCCAUCUCCAAAGCACGAAGGGCAAAGUUGAUGGCAACAAGGCAACUUAUUGGAGAUUUCAAAGAACAGUAUAGAAGAAUACAUGAUUAUGGACAUGAACUUUUGAGGUCUAAUCCUGGGUCAACAGUUUAG
This is a messenger RNA of Vigna radiata var. radiata (mung bean), 756 nucleotides long. RefSeq lists its product as uncharacterized. Lineage: Eukaryota; Viridiplantae; Streptophyta; Magnoliopsida; Fabales; Fabaceae. The coding region runs from base 25 to 756 and encodes 243 amino acids. The record is from RefSeq and is a predicted model, not a curated record. The transcript has 2 exons.